This is a messenger RNA of Leptomonas pyrrhocoris, 9156 nucleotides long. RefSeq lists its product as hypothetical. The transcript has a single exon. The record is from RefSeq and is a predicted model, not a curated record. Bases 1 to 9156 code for a protein of 3051 amino acids. Lineage: Eukaryota; Euglenozoa; Kinetoplastea; Trypanosomatida; Trypanosomatidae.
AUGGCAUCGACAUCUCUUGCGAUUGACAGCAACGGCGCGGCCAAUGGCAGUUAUGCGAACAACGGCGUUGUAGGCGCAGUGAGCCAAGCAAAGCCUACUCCAAUGAUAGAGCGAAACAGCAACGCGCAGGAGCUGAACACCGCUGCCUCAGGUGCGGAUGGACCACGCCAAGCCGGCGCCCCGCAGGCACAGACACUGCUUCAAAACACGCCUAAUGAGGAGAACUCACCCCCCUCGCAGCGGGCCGAGUCCGCGGUCACCGCGCUGAAGCUGACGCCGAACGUGCCACCUGCGACGGCCUCUGCUGCCGACGGUACCAGCGUCACAAGCGAAGAUCAAUCUUCCAGCGACGCAGCAGACCCCAAUCCUUCUGGCUCCAACGGCGAAGCGCAGCGCGCAGCCCCACCCACGUCGAACACCUUUAUCGAUCUCCGCCUGCUGCGAAGAGCUGAUCUACAUGCGGGCUUCACCGAACAAACGCCCGCAGGACGCACAACGCAUAGCGGCAACACCACCGGCAAUGCGCAAAGGCGGGCGCCGCCGCCGCUAUCGGUGAACGCUAUUUCCAAGGCAGCGUCGCCACUGCCGAAGGGGCGCCCUUCGCCAUCGGAGAGCGUGCCAACGGCGGAGAGCGUGCCAACGGCGUCCUUGAGCACGCCUAGCCUUUCCCCUCCGUCCCACACGGAGGACAUGGCAGGGAGCGCGAUACACACCGCUUGCACACAGGUCUACCGUCCCCCUAGCAUUUUCAACCGAGGUAGCCAGACGCAGGUGAUGAGCGUGCCCAGCAGCAGCAGCGGCGGCAGCAGCGUAACCGUCCGCUUUCACAUUCAAGAGCUGCCUACGCUGAGCACCUCACCUCCGUACCCCAACCGUCGCGGGCGAGGUAGGCCGAUGGAGGACAGUGAAGUAGAUAGCGGUGACGGUGCUGCUGCGUCUGCUGCCCUCGUGGACGAAGCCGCGUUGAAGGAGGAUUUUCUCCCGGUGGUCGGUGACGCUGGCACUCUGAGUGGCUGCGGCAGUCGUCGCAGCUUUGCUGGUCUGCGCACCACCACGAACUCCCCCGACUCGCAGCCACCGCCGCUGACGGACAUGACGCACGCGCCCGGCUCGCAGAUCGACUCCUCGUGGGGCAACUCGAUGGUGGACACGCUGAGCAGCUCCGCGGCGUCGCAGCGCAGCGACAGUGAGGCGGACAGCUAUGCGGCGGCGGUAGCACAAGCACCACCACCACCACAUCUUAACGGUACCACAGAUGCAUCACUGAAGCCGGCGGUUGACCCGUCUAACGCGUCAGCUUCUGCGAUGACGCGCUGGGUGUUUCGCGGGUCUGGGCGAGGACAGUCCGCACGUCUGCUCAACAGCAAAGGUUCCGGCGGGAAUGAAAAGACGGCUGCCGCCGUUAACGUCAACGGUGAUGGAGUACCAAAGGCGAUGUCACGAGCUGCUCGAACAGGUUGGGAUGCGGCCGUGCGGCGUCCUGCAAAGACACAGGAAAGGAGUCGUUGCACGGCACCACGGGUGUACCUUCGACGGACGGCGAAGUCCGCAGCGGCGACGACGACGCCAGGCGAGGGGCUCGGUGAUAGUCCGCAUUCCACGGAGACUGAGGCGAUGUCGAAGCCGGCUGCACGUUCGCCGCCGCUGCUCGCCUCCUCUUCUCCUCUACGGCCUUCUUCUACCGCUGCUGACGGAGGAACCAAAACGUCACUGCCAUCACCGCAUGGGCCUCCGACGAUUCUCGAGGGUGCAUCCGCCGGUCAGGACGGGCGCGAAAACAAACCGCCCGACCAAGCAGCUCUCCAGCCGCUCGCCGCCGCAGCGACAUCCUCGCAGCCACCAAACAGCAGAGCAGACACAUCGUUGCUCAACCUUUACGCAAACUUGGAGACGUCAGCGGGCUCGUCGCACCACCAACCGCCGCGGCAACAGCAACGAGGCGCGCACGAGGCACCGGCGUCGCCGCAGCUUCCGCCCACGACCCGCGAGCCCAUGUCGCUCUCCGCGUCCCGUCUCUCCGGGAGGGCUAUAUUGUCCCUUGACGGUCUGGGGCCCGUUCUGCAGGAGGCGCUGCGGAGCGGCCCCAUCCCGCCAGUGGAGGCGACCGCCACGUCCACGCACAGCAACGUGCAGUUGACCGUGAGGACGUCCCUGUCCUCGCCUUCGCCGAUACGCGCAGCGAAUCCUACGCAUUCCAGCGAUCCUUCUGCGCAGCCGCCUUCAACUGCGAAGGACAGCAGCCGUGACGACGUCGGCACCGCUGGCGAUACCACUAUUACGUCUCCUCCCAGCACGUUCUCCGCCGUUUUCACACGGCUGGACCAAUCCCCCUCCCUUCCGCACGCCACGCAGCCGCCGACAGAUGUGUCAGGCCAGAAAGAUGUGCAGCCUUUCCUCUCAACGGUGAACCGAGAAGGCGCGAUCAGCGUCUCACACAUCACAGCCCACGCCGGUCGCAUGGAGCCGUCAUUUACGUCGCCGUUGGGCACCGACGUGACGGCGGACAUCACAAGCGGGAGCGGGUCGGACUCCGCGGAUCGCCACCACGCGCGCUUCACCGCGGCCCCGCAGCUGGUGCCGGCGGCGUCCCACGAGUUCUUUGUGCGUGGGGCCCAGCGCAUGGGUGGUGGUGGUAAUGACGUCAAGAACAGUGGUGACGCCGCCGCCGCCGCCGCGGGCCCACCGAUGGGGCGUGGACGUGCUGAACCGCUGGUGUUGUUGCCCAUGUCUGUUGCCACGGCAUCCCCUCAAACUGCGCCGUCAGCAGCGGCGAUGGUGGAGGAGCAGAGCCCGGUCGCACGCCGCACUCCAUCGGCGGAAAAUCAGAGUAGUAGAUUGUCCGACUAUCCUUUUGACAUUCGCAGCACUUCCAGUGCGCCGCGUGUGCUAAUGGAGUUGGUACUGGAUGCCCCACCGCUGCCAAUGUCGUUUGAUAACGAGAUCACAAACACCGCCAAGACGCAGACGGCUGAUCCGAAGUGCGAUGAAGGCGUUCAUAGCAGCAGUAGCGGCAAGGAAGCCAUGCCGUCUCCCGCGUUCUUCAAGGAGGGCGUCAGCACAGGCGACGACCUUCUUCUUUCCCAACCCACCGCAUCCGAGGCGGAGGCGACAAGGGAGGCGGAGGAACGCCGAAGGGUGGCGAAUCUGCUGAGCAUCUCGAGCAGCAGUGACGCGCAAGCCACGCAGCCGAACUCGCCGCCGAUCAUCGAGACCGCUGCUCGGUAUCUCACGUUAACCGCCUCCACCAUCACCACGGCAGACAGCAAUGUCGUCCCUUGCACUACUCACAGUGGACGCCACAGCAACAACCGCGGCAAUCCGAUGGGCGACGAUGAGAAGAGAGGCGACGCCACCGUCAUCUCCCCGCAUUCUUUUGCCUCCCCGAAACCCCUCACGAUGGGUUUCGUGCCUGGUUUGACGAUGUUGCCGAGCAGCACUGAUAUGUCCGCCUCGGCUGCCUCGACUGGCCCGGUGCAGCCUUCUCCGCAGCCCUCACUGCAAAGACAACACGGUCUGCAGGCGCAGCCAGAACAGACACCUCCACACUCCAGCUCCCCCGCCGCCUCCUCUCCCACGUCACAGGUGACCGUCCUACUGGCCUGUAGGGACCGUCACCGCUACGGCAGCCUCACCACCUCGCCGAUCCCCUACGCCAUUAAGCCGUCACCGCCUCCACCGCUGCUGCACCCAGCAGCACCCGCCGCACCACCACCACAUCUCCUGCUGCAGGAACCGCAGUGUUCGCUCUCGCAGCACGGCACGACGCAGACAUCUUCAGCCAUUUCGGCCCUCUCCGUCGCGCUCGUCUCCGACGCGGCGUCGUCUGAGUGGAGCGCGCCGCUGCCGCCGCCGCCGCCGCCGGCGCCAUCGCUGCGGUUGACCGACACGCGCACGCAGGAGUGGAAGCCAUUCUUUUUCCCUGGACAGCCGGGGGGCGGUGUAGAAGCAGCAGCAGCAGCAGCAGCGAAGCCGGAGUUUGUCGGUCCACCCCCGUUGCAGCAACAACGAGAAGCUCGUCCGGCUUCCGCAGCGCAAGACGAAGGUGCGGAAGACGAGGCCAGAAAGAAAGGGUCGGACACGAUGUCCCUGACAAAAGACAGGCACGGCUCUGCAGAAACGGUCUCCGCUGCCGCCGCAGUGUCUGCACGCGGGGCGCGAGUGGUGCUGCGUGCGCGUAAGGAAAAAGUGCGGCGAGCAACGCAGUCCUCCCCAUACGCGGUACUGUUGCUGCAGCUGCUGCCUCCUUCGGUGCCGGUGCGCCUCGUGACAGGUGACAAGGCUUCUGCGCUGCUGCCUGCGGCAUCACCCGCGGCAGCGAGGCCGCAGAGCGCGACCAUUUUAUGGAGGCACGAGAGAAAGGAAGAAGAACGGCGUUCACCACAACCGCGGCAGCGGCAACACGAUGCCGACCAAUCGCUGACGCAGGCUAGGGGUACUGUCACAUCCACGAUAACGUCAUCCGAUGUGGCGACCCCGUCACGUAAGCGUGCCUCCUCUCUCAGCUCCGCCGCACUGGCGCCGUCCAGCACGACCCCUCCGCCGGGACAUCCACUGACAGCAGAGCCGCUGCCUUUCUUUUCGUCCCCGCCGAGCAGUCCCACUGAACCCGCCGCCCCCGCAGAGAAGGAAGCGGAUCGCACGUCUACGCAAAAGGACGUGUGCGCAGGUGAGAGGGGCCAACAGCUGGAUGUCACGCUGCCGCAUGCCGCACCGCUGAGAACACCACCGCUACACACCACACCUCCAGUCGGAGAAGGAACGACUGAGGGAAUGCAUCCCGCAGCGCUGCCGGCGUCGCACACCUUACCGACUGCGGCGCCAUCCCUCUCUCAACCUAACCGACGACUCGCCGUACACGCGAUACCGUGCGGGGCGCGCAGCUCACGGUCAGCGCGAACCGCCGCGGCGCUGCCGGCGCAGGCGACGAGGACAGCCCCCGUCAUCCGGGACCUCGCCGCACGUACCUCGCCGCUUCGUCGCGUGAACCCGUCUGCUUCGGCCGCAGCACACGCCGCCGCUCCUCGUUCUUCUCUUUUCACUCCCCACGGCGAAGUUGCUGCGAUUGUUGUGCGAGACACUACAUCGCCCGCGUCUACCACCACUGAUGCUGCUACUACUCUCUCCUCCUACCCACCACUGCGUCGCGCUCGACAGCGUUCGACUUCGCCCCGUAUGCAGGAGCUGCCGUCCUCAACUCAGGUGCCACUCGAUUCGGCAGCAGUGAAAAACGGAGAUCUUGCAGUGACACGUGUGCCGCCGGUGCAUCCCCUCCAGAGUGCCACCACCACCACCACCACCACCACGAUGGCCGCCGCUGCAGAAGACGCAGCCGACGUGAACACGGCGCACGCGCGUGAAUGGGGGACCGCGGUUGCGGUGAAGGAGGGAGCCGUCGCCCCCACCGCAGGACCACCUUCACGGCGGAUGCCACGUCAGGCGUCAGACGCCAGCGCGAGGCGGACACCGCGAUCAGCCAGCACUGGCUGGGCAGCGCGCGAGGCGCAGCUGGAAAACACGCCCGGCACGGAGCUAGCCCCGUCCAUCAUCCCCGCCAUGGCAGGCACGGCGGUCAGCCGCAGCGCCAGUACUUCCUCCUCGAUGGAGACGAGCGCGCUACUGCACGCCUUCGAGCAGUGGACACCACCGGUGCAGCAGCGGUGCCGCCACCGUCUGCCACCGGAGCCGGAGGGGGAUGGAAGGCAAGUGAGUAAGUUCGAAGCAGCGGCUGCAGGACAUGUACGUCCGCACACACGUAAGCCACUGCUGUCGCGACGCAGCAAGAAGAAAAUGCGCCGUAAACGCGGCGACGGCGGCGGCGCGGCGGCUCAUGCUUCACCGAGGGGUGCGCCACGCGCGUCACCGCCGGGGUCGCCUUCUUCCUCCUCUGCCUUACAGGACCAGCAGCAAGAGCACCAACAGUCGCCGCUGAACAGCCCUCGUGCCGAGAAGCCUUUACGCACGUGCGUUGGGCCGUCGCCCCUGCAGCGCCGUCCCUCCCCGUCCGUCGGCCCUCCUCUCACUCCCAUGCCGGCCGCGUUACGAAGCACGUCUGCUCCGUCUACGGCCGACACGCUGAUGAGCCACGCAAAGACGUGCAAGGAGUCUUCUCCCACCCCGGUGCCAACGAAAGAACCACCCGCGCGUCGUCGCUCUGUCUGCUCGCAAACAGACUUGACACCCUUUCCACGCACUGUUCCGCUGUCCUCUCCGCACCGGCUUUCCGCCGACCCGCGUGCUGUUGUACGGCGAGAGCAGGUGCCUGUGGCGCUACGAUCACCGACCCCUCUCGUGCGUCCGCUGCUGCCCAGUAUGGCUGUGAGAUCGGCGGGAGAGCAGCUACCUUCCUACCCGCCUGCGCAGCCGGAGCAGCAGCAGCAGCGACAGAAACCUCUUCUACGAAGCGUACAACCGGCGUUGCCGCCUUCGCUGCCGGCGACACUUCACCGCACCGACUCUUCCAAACUGCACCCUGCCAACUUCUUCGCCACGCCGCUGGUGAGGUUUCGUGGCUCUGUCAGCCCCGUCAGCUCCCUCGGCGCGCACGACGGCGAGGUGGUGUGCGAGGUGCUACCCGGGGGCGACAACACCACUCCCUACCACUAUCGCACUAGCCAUCACGGAAGCCGCGGCUCGUCGCUGGCGUCCUCGGUGCCGUCUAGCUGUCUGCAGGUGCAUCAGCGACGGGCUGGAUACCGCAGCCACCUCCCCCGCACAAUGCCCUUCCUGACGCGGACGCCUGAUCCAAUUUUCUCCUCCACGACGCUGAGCGCCGUGCCGGUGGCACUGCCGCAGCCGCACGCCGUUGAGGCAUCGGAGCAUGCGGAGCGGCACAAUGGCCGAUACACCAAGGCACAUUGCAUCAGCGGCGGUGGCGGUGCGCUGGGGAAGCUCGGUGCACUGGGGCAACGGCUGAUCCCGUUGUGGUGGCGCCGAGGACGUCCUUCGCGCAGUAGCAACCGCAGUAGCAGCAGUAACGGGAACCGCAGCAUCCACGCCGCACUCUCACCUGCGCAGCUGCCGUCGCCUGCCAUCGAGCCCGUUUCGAUGUCCGAGUCACUCCAUCAGCAGCAGCUGCUGCCUGCACCACCGCCGCCGCUGCCGUCGCAGGCGAAUCUACCGAAGCACGCCGCACCUCGCCAGGCUUCACCACAUCGCACGCCACAGCAACACCUUUCGCCACGCACCGCGUACGCUACGCCGCCAUUUCUUUCUCAUCCCAGCGACUUCCUCUACGCGGUGGAGCCGACCCCCAACGUGGACGACGGCACCGACGGGUCCGGCGCAUCUUCGCAUCGGUCGCAACAAAGAAGACAGCCGCGCCGUCGACGCAGCAACGUUCCGUUUGGGCCUUCACCUCCACCGCCGUCUCCCGUCGCCACGGCCAACCCGGCCGAGCUCGAGAAUCAGGAGCAUCAGAGACAUCCGCAGCAGCAACAACAACCACCGCAACCCGCCGCUUCCCCCUUCGCUACCACCCCACCGCCGACGAAUGCGGCGCACGGGAACGCCGGUGCUCGGCGCUCGUCUGGCGUGAUGGCGGGUCAGCCGCUACGCCCUCGCCCGAUCAACCCCGUCUCUGGUGGUGGUGAGUCGUUGCCGCCGGCAGCCGGUGCAGCGAAUUACUACGGCGCCUACCAACGAUCGUUGCACCCCGGUGGCGGCACCCCCCUCUCCCGCACCUCGCCCUCUCCGCUGUGGGCGGACACUCCGUCUUCGCGUCUGCCGCCAGCGCAGUAUCGGCCACCACCACCACGACCACGACCACCACUGAUUGGGACGCCGCAGAAUUCUGCAGCGGAUGGCCAGGCGACGACACCGAAUGAUAGCGUCAGCGGAGGAGCGGAGGGCAGCUCUGCCGGAGCCGCCUCGCUCGCACCGGCGCAUACACGACGCAAAGCGAGACCGACUCUUUCGUCACCGCUUCCAGCAGGAACGGAUCUCCUCAGCAAGGCGGCAGCACCGAGGUCGGCUCGCAAUGUUCCGUUUCACAGCAUACGUCCUCUGCAGCAUCCGCGGCAGUACCAGCACGAAGAAAAGUUUUACGACGACCCAGUGGUAGGCGCCGCUGAACUCAUGAAUAGUCGUCAGGACAGGGGCUGGAAUGGCAGCGAUGGUGUGACUCGCACUCCUCCACUCACACGCGAUCUUCUCGGCACAUUCCAGCGGGCGAAGGUGGCCACGAAUAGAGCACCAACACGACGACCAUCACCACCACAAUACCAGCCGCAUCAUCAUCAGCCGCAGCAAGAACCACCACCUGAGCCGGCAGCGUAUCUCGCAAACCCGAACUACGCAGAACAGCGCGCGCGCGCACAGGCAAAUAACAAGUCGGCACUGCAAUAUGAAAUGGGCGUGGAGGACGUCACACCGGUGCUCUCGGCGCCGUCACAUGAACGUGGCCCACCCCGCCGGCUAUCCCGCCCUUUGCCCGAUAACUUUUCUCAAGGGAACUGCAGCAGUAAGAAAGGUGAGAAGGCCACCACCGCUCGACCGGUUCCGGAGAGUUCUCCUCGUGCCUUUUCCCCCGCUGCUGCUCCGUCGGCUUUGUUCUCAUUCUCCUUCAGUCCAGAGGCCAACAACAAUCGUUUGCGGGAUUCGCCGUCGCCGAUGCCGGUUGCGCCCAGCGACGCGGCAGACCCCAGACGCCAACAGCAGGGGCCGGUCUAUGGUCCCAAUGAGCAGCAAAGGCAGCGAACGACCGGCACCACAGCCGGUGUGGCGCUUCCCAACCUGAGCCGUCCGACGGUUCGCACACAGGGGCCAGCGCACCGGUUUGGGUUCUCGGCGCGCACCGCCCAACCGCACCCGGACGGUCCUCCCCCUCCUCUGAAUCCGCAAGUCGACGCGCUCGUGUCCGCUGGCUCCUCUUCACAUCUGGGGGUGGGAGAGAGGGGUCGAGGACCACAACAUGUAGCCGUGACGCCGCAGUUACUCCCACCGCUCCGUCCAUCAUCGCCAUCCACCAGCGGUGCGGUAGCAGAGGCCGCUGACAUGCUCAUCCCACUCCCGUCUCCGCUAAAGUCUGCGUCUGCGCCGAUGCUGCAACACGAACAAGACGUGCUGGGAACGUCUGGGCAGCGGGUGAGCCGUCUGCUGCGCGGGUUGCGGGUGCAGAAGGAGCAGCAACAGGGCAGACGCACGGGCCUGCGAAGGUAA